Molecule: messenger RNA, 2524 nt
Organism: Cyprinus carpio (common carp)
Lineage: Eukaryota; Metazoa; Chordata; Actinopteri; Cypriniformes; Cyprinidae
Gene: nr1d4b
Product: nuclear receptor subfamily 1, group D, member 4b
Exons: 8
Coding region: 597-2336 (579 amino acids)
Biological process (GO): negative regulation of transcription by RNA polymerase II; hormone-mediated signaling pathway; positive regulation of transcription by RNA polymerase II
Molecular function (GO): zinc ion binding; RNA polymerase II cis-regulatory region sequence-specific DNA binding; nuclear receptor activity
Source: RefSeq, a predicted model, not a curated record
UCAGUGGGGCAGUGCUCACAUGCAGCGCGCGCAUGCAGCAUGCAUUCCUAUGGCAAACGAGUCCACGCGCAGUCAUCUGCCACUGAGAGCAGAGAGGAGGCAACAGGAGGAAGAGCAGCUCUACUACAGUAGCGUGACUGGGAAGGAAAGAAAGAGGGCGUGUGAACACAGUUCUUGCCAUACAAAAACACAAACAAUUUAAAGGGCAAAGAAAGGAGGGGAAACUAGCGGGGAAAAAGCUCAGUCACAUUUUAAGACACCUGAAAACGUGUGAGGCUUGUGCAUGUCUCAAACUAGUUACACAGCUCUGCCUUGGAGAAGGAUGCCCAGUGCACUGGCUCUGAUUGUUUUGAAGAAAAGCGCUACUGUAAUGCACGCGAUACAGUCUUUAAGGACAUCUUUCAAAGAGUGAGGACGGCACAUUGCCCUGCUUUCCUGAAGGACAUCUGGCAUUACAGUGUCGCUUCUUUCUCGAGACAUUGCCUAACAGUCUUCUUGAAGUUCUUACCUGUGUGGACGGAGUUUGAAACACGCUGAAAAUUAGAGACUCUACUCCGAUACCUGCAUUUCCUUCAUCAACACCAGGAACAGACGCCAUGGACGGCAGUCCAGCUGGAGGAGUGAUCCUCUAUGCAGGCUCAACUGGAAGCGCCAGCCCCAGUCCAGGAAGCCCAUCCAGUGGAUACCAAUCCCAAUCUCCAGCCUCUCAACCCUCAUCCCCGGAGGAGGUCUCUUUCACUGAGCUUGGUGCCCUUAAAAAACAUCCAACUGGAAGCAAUUUCAGUUCAACAGGGGGCAACAAACUGGUUUUCCAAUUUCCAGAAGUAAGCAGUGCUACCACUGUCAACCCCAUUACACCGACUGUAACAUCAUCAGGGCAAAACACCUACUCUCACCCAGUAGUCGGCAGGCGACCAAGUAUGUUCACGGGUACCUUUACCAAAACAGGAGGCAUGGUGUUGCUUUGCAAAGUAUGUGGGGAUAUUGCAUCAGGAUUUCACUAUGGUGUCCAUGCAUGUGAGGGAUGCAAGGGUUUCUUCCGCCGCAGCAUCCAGCAGAACAUCCAUUAUAAGAUGUGUGUGAAGAAUGAAAGCUGUCUGAUCAUGAGGAUGAACCGCAACCGCUGUCAGCACUGUCGAUUUAAGAAGUGCCUCUCUGUCGGCAUGUCCAGAGAAGCUGUGAGAUUUGGACGCAUCCCAAAGCGCGAGAAACAACGCCUACUGGACGAAAUGCAGAGUUACAUGAACAGCCUUAACGAAUCAGCUUCCAUGGACAUCACCUGUACUACACCCACUGACACUCCUUCCAGCCCUGAAGAUGGCCAGUCAGAAGAGGCCAUUGGUGCUAUCUCGCAAGCCUAUCGCAAUAUCUUUGUGAACGGGGAAAAGUUGUUAGUAAAGAUUAAUAAUGAAAACAACAACAAUAACAACAAUCCAUCUUCCUUCCGUCAUAAUCCAAUACAAGAGUCCAGCUAUAGCCAGUCUCACUCUCAGCCAAGCAUCUCACCCCAAGAACAUUCCAUCCAUUCCUCAACAAGCUGUCUACCCCGAUCCAGAUGCCCGGUCACCAACCACGACAACAAACCAAAAACCCAAGUUAUGGACAACGGUCACUAUAACUUCCCACAGUCCUCAAGUCCCAACCAUGAAACUACACCUUCUCAAAGCUAUCCACUGAAGCACAGCAAUUAUUCCACUCAAACAUCUUGUCCUUGGAGACUGAGCCCUGGUGCUAAAGUUCUGGCAUGUCCUCUCAAUGCAUGCCCCGUCUCCCCAGCCAGUCACUCCAGUCAACAGGUUUGGGAGAGUUUUUCCCAGUGCUUCACUCCAGCUGUUAAAGAAGUGGUUGAAUUUGCCAAGAGCAUUCCAGGGUUUCAGGCCCUGAGUCAACACGAUCAGGUCAUGCUGCUGAAGGCAGGAACCUUUCAGGUUCUAAUGGUGAGGUUCUGCUCACUGUUUGAUGCCAAGGAGCGUACCGUAACAUUCCUGAAUGGUCAGACCUACCCACUGGCAUCCCUGCGAGUGCUAGGCAUGUGUGGCCUUCUGGACGCCAUGUUUGAGUUCAGUGAGAAGCUGGGGAACAUGGGUCUGGAGGCCGAUGAGAUGGCCCUCUUCAUGGCUGUGGUGCUAGUUUCUGCAGAUCGUUCAGGUAUCUCAGAUGUGGGGGCCGUAGAGCAGCUCCAGGAGGAUUUGAUCGGGGCUCUUCGCGCGCUCAUCACUCGACGAAGGCCAGAGGACAGCUCACUCUUCCCCAAACUCCUGCUACGUCUGCCUGACCUCCGAACCCUCAACAACCAGCACUCCGAGAAACUCCUAGCCUUCCAUAUUGACCCCUGAGAACAGAAAGAGACAAUUACCAGACCUACCCAAGUCUACACAUUGAUAAUAAGUGGUCAACAAUAGAUUCAGGGUGCUUUUCUUGUACAAAAAAGCCAUGCAUAAUUCAGGAUAAACGUCUGACUAGCAUUUACACAAACACCUCAGACUUGCUUUUCCGAUGUAACAAAAGAAGUACAGAAGUAUGG